Molecule: messenger RNA, 327 nt
Organism: Radiomyces spectabilis
Lineage: Eukaryota; Fungi; Mucoromycota; Mucoromycetes; Mucorales; Radiomycetaceae
Exons: 2
Source: RefSeq, a predicted model, not a curated record
CAAGGUCUAUUGCUUGCAAACGUGUUUCUGCUUGUGGAAUCCACUUCUACCAAAAAUCGAAUGCGCGCUAUUUUAUCUAUUAUCAUCCUCCUGACAAUGAUAUGUUAUAAUAUCAAGACACGGCCAUGUUACGUUGACAAGAUCAAUUUUUUCCGCUCCGCCUCAUUUAGCUGCAUUUUGUGGACAUCUUCACUGAUAGCCAUCCUCAGUGAUACAAAUGCAGCACAAAGCUUAGGUCCAUGGGCUGUUCUCUUCAUCAUUAUCGGAGGCUGGGCUUUGAUCAUUAUUCUAUUUGUCUUGAUUUACUUCAUCUACUAUAAGCAACCC